This is a messenger RNA of Cordyceps fumosorosea ARSEF 2679, 1953 nucleotides long. RefSeq names its product WASP-like pretein las17p. The record is from RefSeq and is a predicted model, not a curated record. Gene Ontology annotation, molecular function: actin binding. Bases 1 to 1953 code for a protein of 650 amino acids. The transcript is spliced from 3 exons. Lineage: Eukaryota; Fungi; Ascomycota; Sordariomycetes; Hypocreales; Cordycipitaceae.
AUGCCCUCCAUCCUCAACGACGACGACAAGGACACCGUGAAGCGGUUCGUCCCCAAGCAGUCAAACAAGAUCCAAGCCGUCGCCGUCGCCAAGCUCUACGUCGCCUAUCCGGACCCGACCAAAUGGACCUACACCGGCCUGCAGGGGGCGCUUGUCCUGGCCAACGACCUGGUCGGCAAUACAUACUGGCUCAAGAUGGUGGACAUUUCGCCCACCGCCAGAGGCGUCAUCUGGGACCAGGAAAUCUUUGACUCGUGGAGCUACAACCAAGACCGCACCUUCUUCCACACCUUUGAGCUCGAAGACUGCCUCGCCGGCCUCAGCUUCGUCGACGAAAAGGAAGCCAAGCAGUUUAAGAAGAAGAUGGACGACCGAGAGAAGAAUGCGAGCCGCGCCACGAAGUCCACCCCGUUCGGAGGUGCAGGAGCCGGCGGCCAGCCCAAAGAGAAGCACAGCCUGCUUGGCGGUCUCUUCCAUCGCCACUCCUCCGCGCCGGCACCCGAGCCCGCCCCCGCCGCACCGCGAACCACCAGCCUCCCGCCCCCGCCGCCGGGCCCGCAACACUCGUCGCCGACGCUCAUGAAUGGCAGCUUCGGCCUGCCGCCGUCCGAGUUUGCCCUGCUCGAUGCCUUUGACCCACUCUGGCGCGAGCACUUUGGUAAGGACCUGAGCGACAAGGGCCUGACCGACGACUUCAUCAAGGAGAACCAAGAGUUCAUUGUCGACUUUUUGCGCGAGGAGCAGGAAAAGAUGAACGGGGCAGGAGGAGGAGGACUCGACACAUCACCACACGCGGCACCACCGCCGCCGCCAGCUCCUCGCACCAAUGGCAGCGCCGGUCGCGCCCCUCCUCCUCCCCCCCCUCCAGCUGCUGCUCCCGCCGGUGGUUCGGCCAAGAAGAACGGACCCCCUCCGCCGCCAGCACCGCGAAGAUCGACAAAGGCCGACAACGAACCACGAUCACCAUCUCCGCCAUCCUCACCCCCUGAGCCCGACCGACCCAAGUUCCGCGCACCGCCCCCUCUAGCCGACGCUGGCAAGUUUGCCAACGUCCCGGAGCCAGUAAAGCGACGACCUGUUCCCUUGACGCCGUCAUCAGCCCCGGCUGGGGGACCGCCUCCACCCCCGCGACCGGCCAAGACGCCGCUGGAACACCCUGAGGCGCCUCAACGCGCACACGCUGUCCCGCCUGCCUUUUCCGGGCAACGCAUACCGUCUGGGCCGCCGGCGCCGGCGCUGCCGAGCCGAGGCGGGCCUCCUCCGCCUCCACCUCGAAACGACUUACAUGCGGUGCCGCCGCCGCCUCUGCCACCGAAAGUCGCACCUGGUAGCGCACCGCCGCCCCUCCCUCCAACAAGUACGCGGCCGAUCCCUCCACCACCGACUGCUGUUGUGCCUCCUCCCCCUCCCCCUCUUCCUCCUUCGAGCGGUGCGCCGCCUCUUCCUCCGUUGGGCAAUGCGCCGCCUCUUCCUCCGUUGGGCAAUGCGCCGCCUCUUCCUCCGUUUCCUCCGUCGGGCGGUGCGCCGCCGCCACCACCUCCGCCGCCUCCCCCACCCGGUGGUGCCAGCGGACCUCCGCCUCCCCCGCCACUACCUCCAACCGGCGCAGGUGCCCCCCCUCCUCCUCCCCCACCGAUGCCAUCCCGCGACAGCGGCACUCCGGCGCCCGCUCUGCCCAAGGCCGAAGGCGGCAGGGCGGCGAUGCUGGGCGACAUCCAAAAAACCGGCGGCAUUGGCGGACUGAAAAAGGUGGACAGGAGUCAGAUUCGCGACCGCAGCUCUGCGCAGGUGGGCGGCGACUCAGGUGGUGGUGGUAGCGCGGCGGCGGCAGCUGCUGCUGGUGCAGGCGCGGGUGCGGGCGGCGGCAUGGCGGAUGCUUUGGCGGCGGCGCUGCAGAAGCGCAAAGACAAGGUGGCCAAGAGUGAUGAUGAAGACGACGACGAUGAAUGGUAG